AUGGCAAAAGCUUGUCAGAAGUGCAAGAAGGAUAUCACGGACGAAGCAGCAGAGUGCGACCGCUGCGACGUCAACUGCCAGAAUCUUCACUGGAAGAAUCACAAGAAGUCAUGCGCUCGGACUCGCACCGCCAAUCCCUCUGAGCCACCUAGGUACACUACCUACGGUCGGGAGCCACCGUCGUCAUCAACAGCUUGGAACCCGUCCAGGCCGACCCCAAGCCGCGGUCUGGAGGCGCCUAUCAUGAAUGCUUUCACGAAUCUGGAGAAGCGCACCUUCCUGCACAACCACCCCGAGAAGGACGUCUACAAGAUCCUCAUCGACUACUAUCGCCUUCGCAUGGAAGAUGACGCCAAGAUCGUCGGUAUCAUGAGCCAGACUCCAUCUACGUCUCUCGGUCUAGCGAUGGGAAAGCCGGAUUCCGACGCUUCUUGGAGACGGCAAGGAGAUCAGUCAAUGGCAGGCUCUUGCCGCUUUGGUGGAAUGAUGAGAAGCAAUGAUAGUGCGAGGCCAUGGCUGCUGAUGCGGCUUAGCAAGGCAGAUGUCAUCCAGCACUGUGGCGACGACCACAUCCCGAUGCAGCUGCGUAUGAUUGAGGAGUUCGUUUGGGGAUCGGCGCCUGGCAGACAGGAUGGUACUCAGAUGAGACGCAUGUUGGCAUCGCGGGAGACAAGUACUGCCGGUCCAGGUUUCGUGGAGGUCUUGCACAUUGAUAACAAUACUAAAACUGGGUAUGGCUCGGCCUUCAACUGA
Colletotrichum gloeosporioides is the source of this 753-nucleotide messenger RNA. RefSeq lists its product as uncharacterized. NCBI's taxonomy places the organism in Eukaryota, Fungi, Ascomycota, Sordariomycetes, Glomerellales, Glomerellaceae. The transcript is spliced from 3 exons. Bases 1 to 753 code for a protein of 250 amino acids. The record is from RefSeq and is a predicted model, not a curated record.